Molecule: messenger RNA, 1226 nt
Organism: Cloeon dipterum
Lineage: Eukaryota; Metazoa; Arthropoda; Insecta; Ephemeroptera; Baetidae
Gene: Cpr66D
Product: Cuticular protein 66D
Exons: 5
Coding region: 26-1009 (327 amino acids)
Cellular component (GO): extracellular matrix
Source: RefSeq, a predicted model, not a curated record
CUCCAAACACCCCGCCCACCGUGAUAUGCAGCCGGCCGCGGUGCCUAUAAAACCGGCGGCGCGCAACCUCACUCUGCAGUUUUAUUUUAGUCAUCGACUCAGACACGUUCAAAAGAUGCUGAAGGCGACACUGUUGUUGGCGGCCCUCGGCGUGGCCCGCGCUGGCGUGGUGCCCGUGCAGCAGCACCAGCAGCAGCAGCUGCAGCUGCAGCCGCAGCAGUACCUGGCCCAGGGCCCGGCCCCCACGUACAUCGCCGCCGCCCCCGCCGGCUUCGGCCAGCAGGUCCGCGCCCUGCCCCCCAUCUACCGCACUGCCGCCCCUGCCGCCGUUGCUGUGCCCCAACAGGCCCUGUACCGCGCCGCCCCCGCCCCGGCCGCCGUCGCCAUCAACCCUGCCCAGUUCGCCUACAGGCCUGCCGUGGCCGCCGCCCCCGCCCAGUUCGCCUACCGCACUGCCGCGCCUGCCCCCGCCCCCGUGGCCGCCGCCGCUCCUGCCCCCGCUGCCGCCCCCAUCCAGGACUACCAGAACCAGGCCCUCGCCGCCCAGAGGGCAGUCCAGGCCCGUCCCCAGGCCGCCAACGCCCUCCGCCGCGUCCCUGCCCAGCAGACCCAGCAGCCCGAGGAGGACUACGACCCCAAUCCCGCCUACAACUUCUCCUUCGACGUCAAGGACGAUCAGUUCACCAACUACCAGAACCGCAAGGAGCAGCGUGAGGGAGACCAGAUCAAGGGAAGCUACAGCGUCGUCGACUCUGACGGAUUCAUCCGCACCGUCACCUACACCGCCGACCCCGUCGGAGGAUUCAAGGCCGAGGUGAUCCGCGAGCCCACCGACAUCAAGGUGUUGAUCCCCACCCCCGCCCCUGCCACCCAGGCCGCCCAGCGCGCCGCCGCCCCCAGAGUGGCCCAGCAGCAGUACCAGCCCCAGCCCCAGCAGUACCAGCAACAACAGUACCAGCCCCAGCAGCAGUAUCAGGCCCAGCAGUACCAGCAGCCCGCCGCCGUUUGAGUUGCUCCUCGAAGCAAGCGAACAGCAGAGCGAGGCUGACACGACAAUUAUUGCUCGUGUUGAAAGACUCAAAAUUCAACCAGUGUGACUGCGUUACUUCCUGUUUCUAUAGUGAGCCGCCGAAAAAGUCAAGUGCCUGUCCGCGCGGACCGCUUUUGUAUUUUUGUUCUCUUCGCGGAAUGCGUGUGGUGCAAUAAAAAAUUUGUACAAAAACCAA